This is a messenger RNA of Dicrocoelium dendriticum, 2448 nucleotides long. Lineage: Eukaryota; Metazoa; Platyhelminthes; Trematoda; Plagiorchiida; Dicrocoeliidae. The record is from the annotation of a GenBank genome assembly.
GCUCUAAUUCUUCACGGAACUUCGAUGGUCUUAAUCGAACAAUAAAAGCUUACCAACUUUAAUCAUUUGUCCCUAUGUAUGGGUUCAAUCGUCAUCCAUAUGCUGGAAUACCCAGUUGACCCAUUACUGCCGCUUUUCUCAGCAAACACAUAGAACUGCUCCGCGCUACAUCAGUUCUUAUCUCGUGAAAAAAACUGCAGCGAGAACUUUGGUACUUCAACAAGUUAUACUACCUCUGAAAAUCUCUUUUACUUUUCUUUCUUGCCGACCUUUUUUACAUGGGACGCGUGCCUGGUGCCUUCGAGAAUAUGCAUCAUUCCUGUUAUCUGCAAUAUUAGACCUGAUGAAACUGUCAGCACUGAACGAGAAGGCAGCAUUGAAGGGAACUUCUACAAAUUGUUUCACGUUUGACUUCACUCCGCAUGUCCCCCAUGUCGUCGAACGACUAAAUCUAUCUUGAUCAUCUGUUUUUGACACCGAGCCUAUCCUGUUUAAUUCUUUUUAACCAUAUCUGUACGGCCGUUAGCUUUUUCCGAUAUGCACUUACACGUGCCUCACUCUCUCUUCGUUCGUCUGCUGCACUUACCAUUGGAUGCACUCUCUCUCCUUUUCAGUUCACUUAGGUUACUACACUACCCAUUCAAAUCGGUGUGCAUUAAAAGAUGAGGGGGAAUAGGUCGAAAUCAUCUUUCUCGAAAUCGUAUAACACCUUCCUGAAGGCUUUCAAAUCGGCUUCCGUCUUCGAAGACAAGAAUGAAUUUCUUGAUAUAAUUUAUUGGUUCCGUCAAGGCUUUGCUGUCAUUAUUGGCAUCAUAUGGGGCCUAAUACCUAUGAAAGGAAUGGUGGCCAUUAUGCUUUUUUUCCUGUUAAAUAUCGGCGCAGUUUAUCUGUACGCGACAUUGUUCCAGAAGGUUGAUGAGGACGAGUACGGUGGAUUUGGAGAUAUUAUCAAAGAAGGCAUUAUGACCGCAUUUUCCUUAACUUCGGUCGAUCGUUUGACUUCAGAAUGUUCUGGUGUUUCCAAGGCUGUUGACGGUUCCCGGUGUAUUUUCACGGUAGACUGCUUGGAAUCGAGCAUCCCCCUUAGGGUGGAAAAAUGCCCUGUAUGUAGUAUUUCCGGACUUCCUUCACAUGAACCAAUCGUUCUGAACAAAGGAGCUCGAUUAAAGUUAUGCUUAGGGCAACAACCAGAUUUGUGCGAACAAGAAAACUGCUCAGGUUUUCGGAAGAUCCUGGAAGUCGUUUUGAAAGGCUGUAGACCAAAAGAAACCAUUACUGUGUGUUUUGACUUUUUGCCAUGCGCUGGCGGCGACUCAGAUAAAGAAGAGAAAUCGACUGGAACUGUGGUCAUUCGGGUAGAGGCAGUUGACAACGGCCCAGUGUGCGCACGUCUGGCUUCUCAGACUGUGGAUGAGCUUUGCACCAAUGAUGGACGAUAUGACCCGUUGGUCAACCCUACCAACGAUUGGAAUCCGGACCUGAUUACGUUUUGGUACCAGCGAGCACAUUAUUUAAAGCAACGUGGCACAUGGAUCAUCCAAGGACACAGCACCAACGACAUGGAUUCAUCUGACACUCAUCGAAGCGUUUGGUCCGCCGCAUUCGCUUGCUACUCGCGUGCCCUGCAGCUGGUAUCAUUAGCUCAUGCGGCUCGCCUGAACUGCACAUCACAUGAUGGGGCUAGUGUCGUCAAGCAGCAGAGGGAUCAAGAACAGGAUCCAAUCCUGGAUCUGGAUAGCUUGAUUGACUUUGAAUCUGGCAAAUUGGAUGACUCUCUCGAAGCGUUUAUGCGCUUGGAAUUCAGCCUGCUUCUAAAUUUGGCCUUGUGUCAACUCAAAGUUGGCUCUGCGGACUUCGCCGCCAAACUAUGCACUCAAGCGCUCUCGCAGUUAGAUCCAGGUUGGGUCGUUGUAGCAGAGAAUAGUACAUCCGUGCAACCGAGGGAUUCGGCGAUCUCCAGGCUUGAUGUGGCCAAGUGUUUGUAUCGUCGAGCUCAGUCACUGACCAUCGUCAACAGGCUGGAUGAAGCACUAGCCGAUUUGGAGUUGGCUUCCAAACUACAGAAGCUCGAUGUUUGUCCACAUCCUGGCUUGGCUGCUACGGAAUCGCUUCUGAUUCGUGUACGUCAGCAACUGUCACGCGAUCAGGAAUUGCUUGCGCAGAGGUUGCGACAUCGACGUGAAUUGUUCCAAUGACGGUUUAGCUAGCCACCACUUUCAAGGCGCCUUUUUAAUGUGACUAGCGGCUGCAAACGCUUUUUACCGAUCACGUAUUUAUAAAUGUACAGGCACACAUGGCCCUAUUUCACAUAUAUGUCUGCAGUUCUCACUGAAGAGUUCCAUGUUUUCACAUCCCUUACAAUUGUCACACGGUGUGCUACCUUCCAGUCGGACUACAGAAUAGCCAGUAGGCAGUUUGAAUCGGGUAGACUUUUUUCGGAUCUUUGUG